GGUAGAGACGAGUCGGUACUAAACUACGGAAAGCGUCGUCGAGAGAACACCCAAGCGCAUAACACACAGGCGCAUGGCGAGCCGCGAAGGGGUUACUUCGCGUAUUUGGCGCGCCAGGAAAACGCAGAUGUUUACAAAACAAACAUGGAGGAUCCAAAGGAUGGGAGCAUUGGGAAUUGCGUCGUUGAUACGGAUACCUGUAAAUUUCUCUUUAAAAAGCGUGCUAUACGGAAGCAGGUAUCUAGGAAGCGUCAGACGAAAAAUGACAGCGACAGCAGCGAAGAUGAUACCACAGUUAUAAAAAAGGAGAGAAAAGUAGAUGUUUUGAAUCCUAUGAUACAAAGCACAAACUCUAAGAGACGAGGGAGGCCACAAGACGAGAAUAGCAGCGAAGAUGAUUCGGUAAUGGUAUUGUACAAAAGUAAAAAAACUCCACUGCCUGCAGGUCCUAGCGACCAGGGGGCUACAGCAAUUUUAGAGACGGAGACAGAAAUUGACAGAGAUGCUCAAGCCAUAUUUGAGAAAGCCCAAAAGAUAAACGAGCAAUUAGAAGGCAAAGAAGAUGAUAAAAUCUACAGAGGCAUGAAUAAUUAUGCACAAUAUUAUAAGAAAAAAGAUACCGCAGCUGGUAAUGCAUCCAGCGGUAUGGUUCGUAAGGGUCCUAUAAGAGCUCCUGCUAAUUUAAGAGCAACUGUUAGAUGGGAUUAUCAACCUGACAUUUGUAAGGACUAUAAAGAAACUGGAUUCUGUGGGUUUGGAGACAGUUGUAAAUUUCUUCACGACCGUUCGGAUUAUAAGUUGGGUUGGCAAUUGGAGCGCGAAGCAGCAGUUGGUACCCACGAUCUCAGCGGUGACGAAGAUGACACAAAGUAUGAAAUAGAUAGCGACGAGGAACACCUUCCCUUUAAGUGCUUCAUGUGCAGAAAUAGAUUUCAAGAUCCUAUUGUGACAAAAUGCAAGCAUUAUUUCUGUGAAAAGUGUGCUUUGGCUCAAUAUAAAAAGAGCACUAGAUGCUUUAUUUGCAAUACGCAAACAAAUGGAGUGUUUAAUCCCGCUAAAGAUAUUAUCAAAAAAAUGGAAGAAAGCGAUAGAGCAGCUUCGGAAAGUGAUUAGCUAUUUCCGGAUACUAAAUGAUUUUGCAUUUUUACGUGAUGUGAAGUGAUUAGAAAAAUGAU
Molecule: messenger RNA, 1175 nt
Organism: Ceratosolen solmsi marchali
Lineage: Eukaryota; Metazoa; Arthropoda; Insecta; Hymenoptera; Agaonidae
Gene: mdlc
Product: RING finger protein mdlc
Exons: 6
Coding region: 145-1113 (322 amino acids)
Biological process (GO): snoRNA splicing
Cellular component (GO): U2-type spliceosomal complex
Molecular function (GO): metal ion binding
Source: RefSeq, a predicted model, not a curated record